Triticum dicoccoides is the source of this 1563-nucleotide messenger RNA. RefSeq lists its product as uncharacterized. The record is from RefSeq and is a predicted model, not a curated record. Bases 72 to 1124 code for a protein of 350 amino acids. NCBI's taxonomy places the organism in Eukaryota, Viridiplantae, Streptophyta, Magnoliopsida, Poales, Poaceae. The transcript has 7 exons.
ACCCGCCCGCCGCCCCAGCCGCGCCGCUUUUCCCGUCUAAGCUCGUCAUCCGCCUCGGCGCCGCAAUACAUAUGGCCUGCGCCGCCGGCUCUGCGCGGAAGGUAUCGGCCGUGCUGUACCACUACCCGUGCCCGGACGGCGCAUUCGCCGCGCUCGCCGCCCAUCUCUACUUCUCCGCCGCCGCCCUCCCCGUCCGCUUCUUCCCCAACACCGUCUAUGAUCCCAUCAGGAGUGAUGGUCUUCCGUUUGACGAAAUUGAAGAUGUUUACCUUCUUGACUUCGUAGGGCCUCCUGGUUUUGUUGCUGAUAUAGCCCCGAAAGUUCAGAGUGUAACAAUCUUAGACCAUCAUAAGACUGCCAUGGAAAGUCUGUGUGGGAGUGCCACACUUGGAGAAAACGUGAAUAAGGUGAUUGACAUGCAACGCAGUGGAGCAACAAUUGCAUUCGACUACUUUAGGAACAAGUUAUUAACAGAAGCUAGUACUUCACGGAAUCAUGGAAGUGGUAAUUCUGUAACUGAAAUGAAAUAUCUACCUGAAAACAAGCUUGAAAUGGUGCACAAGCUUUUCAAGUUUAUCGAGGAUGGAGAUCUAUGGAGAUGGACUAUUCCAAAUAGCAAGGCCUUCAGCAGUGGCCUCAAAGAUCUGAACAUUGAAUUUAAUGUCAAUUCAAAUGGGAAGUUAUUUGAUCAGUUGCUGGAGUUGGAUACGGAGCAAGUAAUUUCUCGGGGACAAGUAACAUUAUCGCAGAAGCAAACAUUAAUUGAUGAUUGUUUGGAGAAGUCCUUUGAAAUUGCUCUAGGAUGUGGCCAGUUUGGGAAUUGUCUGGCUGUCAAUGCUGAUGCUAUUUCAAUGCUGAGAAGCGAACUCGGAAAUCAGCUCGCUAACAAGAGUCGGAAUUUGAAUCUGAGAGCUAUUGGCGCUGUAGUAUAUAAAGUCCCCGAGUUGAAUAACGACGAGAUGCUAAAAAUCAGCCUGAGAAGUUUGGAACAAGAAGACACGACUUCUAUCUCCCAGGAAUUCGGAGGUGGGGGGCAUCGAAACGCAAGCUCAUUUCUGUUGAGUGUUGCAGAAUUUGAGAAGUGGAAGGUUGAAGCCGAGCCUUCGAAUGCAGAAACUGCCUAGCCACCCGGUUUUCUCUAUUAUUCCCAUCAAUCAAGGAAGUGCUAAGGUUCAGAAGGAAGAAGAUACAAGAAGAUACAAAGGAUGGGAGCGGCUAGGUUUUAUGUUUGGGGGCGCAGCCCAUCAUCAUGCAAAGGAGCACAUUGCAGACGUGUGUGGAGACUUUAUUCAGCAUUGUGCUAUCACGCCGGCCGUAUUGUUUGACGCUCAUGAGUAUGCUGAAACUGUUGAGCAUCCAUGUGUACUUUUUCUGUAGGCUAAUCUAGACUUUAUGGAUCCCUAGAACGGGCUAGCUUGUUACGACUUCCAUUAGCAACCGCACUGCUGUACUGUACUCCCUCCGCCCCACAAUGUAAGACUAGUUUCCGAAAACGUCUUAUAUUAUGGGAAGGAGGUGGAUUUUCGGAUGCAACUGCUGCGAAGUUUCUGAGUUUUGCGUAGU